Quercus lobata is the source of this 3036-nucleotide messenger RNA. RefSeq lists its product as uncharacterized. The record is from RefSeq and is a predicted model, not a curated record. The transcript is spliced from 2 exons. NCBI's taxonomy places the organism in Eukaryota, Viridiplantae, Streptophyta, Magnoliopsida, Fagales, Fagaceae. Gene Ontology annotation, molecular function: RNA-DNA hybrid ribonuclease activity; nucleic acid binding. The coding region runs from base 1 to 3036 and encodes 1011 amino acids.
AUGACAUCUAACAUAUUAAACACUGUGAUAUGGAGACAAAAGUCUAGAGAAUUGUGGCUCAAACUUGGGGAUAAAAACUCAAAGUUUUUUCACUUGUCUACCAUCAUUCGAAGAAGAAGCAACAAUAUAGAUGCUAUAAAAAAUGAAGAUGGGUCAUGGAUCCAUGAGUCUAGCCAAAUCAGGAAUCAAUUCCGAGAUAAUUUCAUAAAUCUAUUCACAGAAGGUGAUAUAUGUUUUCCUGAGACUCUUGAAUAUUUGGUGCUGCCUUGCAUCACUGAGGAAGAAAAUGAGAGCUUACAAAACAUCCCAUCUCCAGAUGAGAUCAAAGCUGCCCUGUUUCAGAUGCCGGAUUUAAAGGCACCAGGCCCAGAUGGCUUCCCGGCGCUCUUCUAUAAGCAACUAUGGCCUACAGUAGGAAAUGAUGUCAUUAAGGCAGUCUCUUCCUUCUUUGCCAGGGGUUCAAUGCCAAAAGAGGUAAAUAGCUCUCUAAUUGUUCUCAUCCCUAAGUUAUCUAACCCCACCACUGUUAAUCAUUUCAGACCAAUCAGCCUUUGUAACGUGGUAUAUAAGAUCAUUUCAAAGCUCUUGGUGGAAAAGCUUCGACCGCUUCUUGAUAAAUUGAUAUCGCCUACCCAAUCAGCCUUCAUUCCAAACAGGUGGAUAGCAGAGAACCAAAUUAUUGUCCAAGAAAUUCUUCAUAGCUUUAAGACUCGCAAAACAAAGCUAGGCCUUAUGGCAAUCAAACUUGAUCUCCAAAAGGCGUACGAUAGAGUAAAUUGGAAGUUCUUGGAAGCAGUCCUUCUUCAUUUUGGGUUCAAUGAAACUUUCACAAGGUGGAUCAUUGCUUGUGUAUCCUCGGUUUCUUUUGAAGUGGUUGUUAAUGGGGGCAAAUCAGAGUGUUUCAAGUCGAGUAGGGGGCUGAGGCAAGGGGAUCCACUGUCCCCAUACCUAUUUAUCUUGGGACAAGAAGUGCUAUCAAGACUUAUAGAGCAUGAACUCAGGCUGAAAAAUAUCGCCGGAAUAAAAUCCAGUAUCAGUGGGCCUACGAUCUCCCAUGUUAUGUAUGCCGACGACAUCAUUUUAUUCACAAAGGCCUCUAAAAAAGAUGCAGAAAGUUUAGUGAGAACGCUGGAGAAGUACUGUAGCUGGUCUGGCCAAUCCAUUAACAGAAGCAAAUCGGGGGUUUUCUUUUCAAAGCAUACACAAAGCCAAGUCCGAAGAUCCAUAAAAGGAAUCCUCUUGGUGAAAAGCCUAAAAAGGGAUGCAGUAUACCUGGGUGCACCAUUGUUCCUUUCAAGGGCCCCUUCUAAGGACUUUGCAUUCCUUGAAGAUAAGCUUGAAGCGAAACUGUCGGGAUGGAGAAGCAAUUGUCUGUCAUGGGCAGGGAGAAGGACUUUAAUUAACUCUGUGGCACAAUCUAUGCCAAUAUACACCAUGUCCUCAUUCAAUAUUCCAAACAAAGUGUGCAACAACUUGGAUGCCCUAACUAGAAGGUUCUGGUGGAAGCCUAAACAAAAGGAGGGAAGAUUUCUGGCUUGGAAAGCUUGGGACAGCUUAUGUUGUCCAAGAAAGAGUGGUGGUUUGGGGUUCAAAAAAGCCAAAAACAUAAACUCUGCAUUACUGGCAAAGUUGGCAUGGAUGAUAGCAUCCAAGAGAGAUAGCCUCUGUAUGAGGAUUCUCAGAGCAAAAUAUAAGGUAAAAGAUGAUUGGCUUAGGGCGGAAGCGUCUAAGUAUGCAUCCCCCACUUGGAAAGCAAUUGAGAAAGCAAGGGAAGUAGUCAGAAGGGGAGCUUGCUUCCUCAUUGGAGAUGGUGAAUCAAUUGAUGUUUGGGUAGACCCUUGGGUUCCAUGGAUUGAAGGCUUCAUCCCAGCCCCAAAAGUUGAGUCAAACUGUCUGUUGCCCAUGAAAGUAGCUGAGCUUAUUGAUUUUGAGCUUCACACUUGGAAGACUACCAUGGUUCAGGAUAUCUUUAACCCCAUUUCAGCUCAAACAAUCCUAUCCAUUCCCAUCCCUAUCAGGCUGAGGCCAGAUAAGCUAUUGUGGAUUCCAGACUCCAAAGGUCUUUUCUCAGUCAAAUCUGCUUAUAAGGAGCUGUUGGCUAAUCCCCCUUCCCAAGCUGCCACCGUAGUUAAAUGGUCAAAGCUUUGGAAAUUGAGAGGUCCGGAAAGAAUCAAAAUGUUCCUCUGGAGAAUUGCAGAGGUGGAAUCUGCUGCUCAUCUUUUCCUUAAAUGCCCUGCAGCCAAGGCGAUUUGGUUCUCUGCAUGCUGGGGUUUCAAAUCAGAUGAAGCUCACUUAGCUCUUCCUAGUGACAUCAUUAAGGUAAUUUUGGAACCUCCUCCGGCCCUCUGUCAAAUGCAAGAUAUGUGGCUAGUAUCCCUAAAUAUGGCUCUUACUAUGGAGGAAAUUUGGUGCAUUCGCAAUGCUGUUAUACACCAAAACGGUACUGUUGACCUCCAGGCUUCCAUAAGCAGGAUUGGGAAAAAACUGAAUGAAUGUGCUAAGGUUUUCUUCAUCCCUCAAGCGCCUUUAGCUGAACAACCAGUGGUGCACUGGUCUCCCCCUCCUUUGGGAUAUACCAAACUCAAUGUGGAUGCGGCCAUUUCUCAGAACAACUCAGCCUUAGCGGUCAUUGCUAGAGAUGCUCAUGGUCGUGUGUUGAAGGCCUGGUCUAAGAUUCUGCCAAAGAGAUCCCCGCUCUCUGCUGAAACCGAAGCCAUUUUGUGGGCUCUGCAGCUUGCUAAAAGUGAGGCUUGGAGUGAGAUCAUUCUGGAAAGUGACUCAAAGAAUAGCAUUGAUGCAAUCAUGGACUGCACGUCUUGUCCCCUUUGGUCUAUCUCCUCCCUGGUUUCGGACAUUUGUUUCCUGGCUAAGUCUUUUGAUUCUUGUCAGUUUUUUUGGAUUAGUAGAAUCUGUAAUUCUGCUGCCCAUGAGGUAGCAAGGUUUGCUUUAGUGUCUUUAGUGUCUUUCAGUUUGGUCUCGGAAAAUCUUCCAGCUAGUGUGGCUAGUGCUUGUAAGGAAGAUGCUUGUUUUUGUUAA